Molecule: messenger RNA, 8014 nt
Organism: Nomia melanderi (Alkali bee)
Lineage: Eukaryota; Metazoa; Arthropoda; Insecta; Hymenoptera; Halictidae
Product: dual specificity tyrosine-phosphorylation-regulated kinase 2
Biological process (GO): peptidyl-threonine phosphorylation; peptidyl-serine phosphorylation
Cellular component (GO): cytoplasm; cytoskeleton; nucleus
Molecular function (GO): protein serine/threonine kinase activity; protein serine/threonine/tyrosine kinase activity; ATP binding
Source: RefSeq, a predicted model, not a curated record
AUUCUUCCUUCAUUGUCUUUUUGACAGCGAAUGUUUGUCAUGGAUAAUACAGUACACAGAGACGAACAAAGCAGAUCAUACAAUUAUUAUUUUUCAUACGAGUACUGUCAUAACACAAUAUAAUUCUUAUUAUUAACGGGGAAGAUCAUUUUAACAAAAGACGUUUAAAUAAUAACAUUACUUCCUUUAAAAUGUAUUAAGAUGAAGCAAUUUAAUCAAAGUAUCGUUCAACGAGAAAGCGGGGAACUAACACGAGACGGAGGUGCCACGAUCUAAGUAAGAUUGCAGUCUAUGACCUCCCCUUGGCUUCGAAACAGGAAUACGUACGGACAUCUGUGCGUGCGGCAAGCACAACCGUCCGUGUACGUGAGAGUGCACGCGUGGGUGUCAUAGCAGGCGUUUCUUUAUGAAUAGAGAAAUAGUGCUCGCGCCUUGAGUGCCUCGAUAAGUCGGUGAGUGUGAAUAUUUCUCAGUGAAAACGUGUGUCGGGAUCAAAUCAAGAUUAAUAUCGUUAAAUGAAGCUACGAAAAGCGUACCUGCCGCUCAUCAGAAUCGAACGUGCAGCUCCGUUAGUGCACGCACGCUAGAUACCGAAAGGAAGGGGAACGAAGCAACAAAAACACCUGUAUACAAAAUCUAUAGUCCUAUCUUAGAGGCGCAACAGGAAUGAAAGACAGUUGCGUCUCACUAAUCGUGGAAAUCACGAUGGAGGGGUCUUCACCACCGGAAGCGUCGUGCUACGUUGCCUAACCGUGAAGAUCCGCGAAGAUCUCAGUGUAAUCGCGUGGGUUCUCUCCGCAUUUUAAGAACGCGACAUCAAAUACCCGGGAGGAAUUGUGCAUCAACCAGCCAGUCUGGCCGUUCAUCCGUUUGCCUGGUCGUCUACCCCUACUAAACCGUCCUGACCAAACGUUUAACAGGGGUACAAAAAGAAUAAACAUGAUGGCGUCGCGAGAGAGAUAGGACGACUUGGCGACCAAGGAGAGGGAGAAGGAAAGAGAGAGAAAGAGAGACAGACAGACAGACAGACAGAGAGAGGGAGAGAGAAAGAGAGAGCGAGCGAACGAGCAAGGGAGAAAGAAAGAAAGAAAGAGAACUCAGCCAGUCAGCUAGCCAACCAACCAGUCAGUGUGCCAGAAGCGACGAACGUUCGUCUCGUGUUUUGUUUCUAUGAUAAAAAGAAUAAUCCGUCGUUCCUGAAUCAUCCACCCAUUUUUGCAUUUAUCCGUCGUCAGACGGAAAUCGUAACCAUCGGAAGUAGAAACAACCGUUGCCCGAUUAAUGUUGAAGGAACAGUUCGCUUGUAAACAGUUAUCAAGGUGCGGCCACGUUCUUCGUGUUCGCGCGGUGUUUGCUUCGAUUUUCAUGGGUGCGGGGUCCACGACCGAGCCGGCUAGAAAUUCAGCGUAUCGUCCGGCGACACGGUGGCUCGAUUUCGGCGUCAGGCAGCCGCAAGGGUAAUAUGUCGCUCUCGAGGGAAUUUCGUGUUGCGAUUCGGUGCCGGUGACGAUGACCGCUGUUUGAAAUCGUGAUACGUUUGAAAUAUUUUUUCUGGCCCGAUUCGCAAUAACGCCAGCAGUCCGGCGACGAACGGAAUGAUAAUCAACGACCGAAGUAUGCUGUAAAUAAAUUCAUACGCAACGUUCGUCCUUCCAUGCGACGAGCGACUGCCCCUUUGAUUCUCAAAGAGGAAAAUCUUUUUCUAAUUAGACAUAACGAUUUCGACCGGACUAGAACUUUGCCAGCGACGUUAUUCAAGAUAAUCGGCACAAUGAUCCACGGAGGGUGUCAGGAGAUCUGAUGGUGACGCGUGUAUCGGGAAAUUUCUGUGCGGUUCGAUUCGAAUUUUACCGCGCUCAUGGUCGGUACGAUUAAAUUGAUUAACGAAGAGUGGCCCCACCGAACGAAAAUUUAGAGGGACAAAUUGGGGCGGCCGGAAUCAAGAUAAUAUACAUAUAUACGUAUAUCGACGGAAAACAACGUAUUGGGGAAAAGGUGUCCGAUGGAACGAAGUGGUAAAACUCGGCCGGCUCGGUGCCAAUAACCUCCGGUCAGGAGAGGUUGGACAGUUUUCGCACGAUGCUGCAUUCGCCCUCGUGCAAUGCGAUAGAUUACAAAAUUAGACGUUCGAAGGCUCGUACGAAGGUAAAAGGAACGGCGCGUCGUUUCCAUGCGGUAAAGAAGGUGGAGACACUGGCCGAUGGUAACGAGGGAAGAAGGGUCAAGCGGCGAAGGGAAUUGAUACGAGUCGGAUGAAUAAUUUCGACCGACUGGGGGGUUAGACAGCUGUGCGUUGUAGCCGGGAAGUGACGUCAGGCCCAACCGGGUUCCAUAGUUCCUCUUGUUUUUCUCGCUGGCUCGUGCGUUCUCUUGGCUGUUCGGCUGAUCCUAUUUUUGUGGAGGGGUGCGUGUUCGUGCGGCAACGAAAAUCGUAUCGAAGGAACCAGGCACAGAGCCGGAACUGGCCCGCCGCGCUGUUUCGGUGCGGUGCUUUGUUCUUUGUCGUUAGAAGAAUCACAUCACAGCUUCUAGUCCGUUGCAUUUACACACAACACCUAUUAUAGACGCGCGUAUAACAAAUACGCGUACCGAGGAGGCUCGUCGUUCUUUUAAUUCCUUUCUCCGGCUUCUCGGGGAAAAUAUUUUUAGACGAUCGAUCAUAUUUCGAAUUACAAGCGAGUAUCUUUCGCAGCGCGACGUACUUUGGGGGAUCGAAACACACGUUCCUCCGAGCGGUUUCUGGCCAACAAUAUACCCGUUGACCGGCAACGGUUCGAAUACGUCCCGAUACGCCUCGCGCUAACUCGAUUAUUUUCGUUUAUCGUUCGUCUUCACGGAACGGCUCGACAUUUAAAGCAUUUUUACGACGAGACUGAAACCAAUCGUAUUGAUUUGUCGAUUCAUUUCUAAGAACAUCGACGACAGACGUCACAGGAUCGUCUGAAGAAUUAUUAAUUACAAAUCCCGGUUGACUAAGACGAACGGUAAUACCAUUUAUUGCGUUCGACUGAUGCCGACGUCAACGAACCAAUAUGCUUUUUUAUCUACACGACAAUACAUUGUAAGGUAUCGAAGAACAGCGACCGGAAGUUAAAACAAAGAAAUACGACGAAAGUGUUCUGCGCGAUCGAUGCGCCUGACUGUCCUCCAUCUUAUCGCAGGAUCUAUCUUGGAAACGUCAAGCGGUUGCGAUGACCACGGCCAGGAAGUGAUCAUAGACGCGGAAGCGGACACUCCAGCGAGGCUGAGUCCCGACCUUCCUCGGUCCUUGCCCCCGAAAAUAUCGCGCGCGUUCCGAACUCGUAGUCGGGUGGACGCCACCCACCCAAUGAGGGGUCUAACACGUUCGCCGCCACGCAACUCGCCACGAUCAUCGUCACCGGGGGAAGACCAGACCGCGAAGUCGGGAGUGUGUUCACUGUGGCCGUCGUCGAUGCGCGUCCCUUUCCGCCAGCGAUGUACCGGCUGCGUAAAACUACAGGUACAUGCUGUUGUGUAGCAUGAACGUUCCAGUUGUGACGCGACGUCGACGAACAUCGAAGCAUCGUUCACCAUUGACGGACGUAGCGGCGAACGUGUUGACGAUAUCGGCGACCACGAUCGAAAUGCCGUUGCCAAGGCCGCAGACCUACAUCUCGUCCAGCGAGAACAAUCAUUUACCGCCAUUGAAGGCGAGUACACUGUCCCUGAAGCAGCCGGCCGGCGAGUCUUCGCCGAGUCACUUGGCCCAUGCCGGUCACAUGGUUAGCACCCACUUGCCCAGCCUGAGUUCCAGUGCGAACAACAGUCUGCUCAGCCUGACUGGGAACUCGGACAGCCUGAAUCUGAGUUUGAGCUCCCACACUAGCCACAACUCGAGUCAUAACUCGAGCCACAACUCGAGCCACAACUCUAGCCAUAAUUCCAGUCACAAUUCGCACGCACAGCCGAACGGCCAGUCUAGCAGCGCGUUGGUGAAAAACGGCCGGUCAGACGCCAGCUCACUGGACGGUGUGCCUUUCAAGCCGAAGUCCAUCACCGUCACGCCAGAGUUGGUCAUGAAGGUCUACAAAGACAAGCUGACUGCAUACGAGCAUCAGGAGAUCUUCAAGUAUCCGGAGAUCUAUUUCAUCGGGGCGAACGCGAAGAAGAGGCAAGGCAUCAUCGGCUGGCCGAACAAUUGUGAUUAUGACAACGAUCAGGGUUCCUACAUACACGUGGCGCACGACCAUGUGGCGUACAGGUACGAGGUGCUCAGGGGAAUCGGUCGGGGCUCGUUCGGUCAGGUGGUGAAGGCGUACGACCACAAGAUGCAAGAGCAUGUCGCAUUGAAGAUGGUCAGGAACGAGAAGAGGUUCCAUCGACAAGCGCAAGAGGAGAUCAGGAUACUUAGGAAGCUACGGGAACAGGACAAGGACGAUACGAUGAACGUUAUACACAUGUUUGACUCGUUCACGUUCCGUUCCCACAUGUGCAUCACCUUCGAGCUUCUCAGCAUCAACCUCUACGAGCUGAUCAAGAAGAACAAGUUCCAGGGAUUCAGUAUGCAGCUCGUCAGGAGGUUCGCUCACUCGUUGUUGCAGUGCCUCGACGCUCUCUACAAGAAUAAAAUCAUUCAUUGCGAUAUGAAGCCGGAGAAUGUUCUUUUGAAGCAGCAAGGACGUAGUGGUAUCAAGGUGAUAGAUUUUGGUUCAAGCUGCUACGAGAAUCAGCGCGUCUACACCUACAUACAGAGUCGAUUCUACCGGGCGCCGGAGGUAAUCCUUGGCGCGAAGUACGGCAUGCCGAUUGACAUGUGGAGCCUGGGCUGCAUAAUCGCGGAGUUGGUCACCGGAUUCCCGUUGUUGCCGGGCGAAGAGGAGGCGGACCAGUUCGCCUGUAUAAUCGAGCUGCUGGGCAUGCCGCCGCCGCGGCUACUCGAAUCCGCAAAACGAUCCAGAGACUUUAUUAACUCGAAGGGUUAUCCGCGCUACUGCACCGGGACCACGAUGUCCGACGGUUCCAUCGUAUUGAGUGGCGGUUACUCGCGCAAGGGUAAACGCCGAGGCCCACCUGGCAGCCGGGAUCUGCGUCGAAUCCUGAAGAACUGCGACGACCCGUAUUUCCUAGACUUCAUACACCGUUGUCUGGAAUGGGAUCCGGAGCAGAGGAUGACACCCAGCAAGGCGUUAAAGCACGGUUGGUUGCGGCGCAGACUGCCGAAACCACCAGAAAAGACAGCCAGCAGCAAUGACAACGCGUUGCCCUCGGUGCCACCUGCCGCGGCGCCACCAUCCUCCACCACCGGUCUACGGAUCUCCGCAUCGGGCAGCAGGAGCUCCAGCAAGACAAACAGCCUGCAAAGCAACAACAUCGAGAACACGAAUAAGAUGAAACAGCUGAACGACAUGUUUCAAACGGUGAACACUCUUUACUCGGCACUGCAACGAAAGUACGGAGGUCCGGUGCUUGCUGGCGGUCAUCAGGCAGGCGUCAGCAGUCACCCGCUGAACUCCGUGGCUGGUGCUAGUGUCGGUAGUGGUGUUGUUUGUACUGGUGGUGGUGGUAGUAGCAGUAGUACUAGUGGUGACCAACAACAGCAGCAACAGCAACAACAACAGCAGCAGCAACAGCAGCAGCAGCAGCACAGCCAUCAAUUGCAGGGACAACAGCACAAUAACGGAUCCCGCGGCUCCCAUGGAUCCCAUGGAUCCCACGGAUCCCAUGGAUCUCACGGAUCCUCUCACGAUAGCCACAACUCGAGGAUAGUACUGUGAUCGACGACGCGUUACGUCGCUAAACGAUUGCUGAACGAACUGACCAGUCGUUCGCGGCAACGUCGACCCUCCGUCUCGCCAACCGGCCGACGCUGCGUCACCUCCAGCGCCCCAGCCCGCGUCUCCAGGUUCCGAACAUCCUCGCCCGAGAACGUUCGUCUGCGAUGCGUUACUUAGCCAGGGUGGUGCAUCGCUACCGACGUUCACGGGCUGAGAUUACUCGCGAGGUCCGUCGAGCAUCUCCCAAACCGAACUCAAUACGUUCGCAGCGGUCUAUAAGGCACACUGCUACUUGCGUGCGUCUGUUUAUUCCGAUGCGACGAAUCUCCCGCUGAAAAUGAACAUCUCGCAAACAGUUUGAUACUUGCGAGAUUUUCCGCUGAAACUUAUUAAUAAUACGAAGGAACUGUUCUGCGAAUGUUUCGCGGUGAUAGAUUCGCAGCGGUUUACGCGGUUCAGAAAAGUUCCUCCCAUCGAGGAUCCGGUGAAACGGUGUGCGAGUGUUUCGCGGCAAUCGAUUCGCAGCGACACACUAUACGGCGUGCACGUUAUUUCACGUUGAUGCGGGAAAUUUCAAUUGAUAUUUGUUACUGAAAUCGAGACGUAUUCCGCGGAUACAUGGCACCGGAUGAAUUUUCAGCGAUGUAACGUGACGGUUGCUCGCGGCGGCGCGAGACGCACGAAGAAAUAUUUCAUGGAUAUUUCACUGCCGCGGUAGUUGCGAGUAUUCCGCGUUGGUUCGGGGGAUCUCUUUCGACUCCGCGACCCUCGGUUGGCUAGCUUUGAGGAUGGAUCGACUCGUUUGUUCGGUCUCAGCGCGCCAACUUCGUUCUCGUCGGAGAACUCGGCGAAGUCUUGGGGAUUGAGCGGCAGAAUACACUGAAAGAAAUAAGCUGGACAGAGAGGUCCUCCACGAAAAGCGUCUUGUACACGCUUUGCUGAGUAAGUUGUUAGGAUUCUUUUCUUUUUUAUCCUCUGCUAAGAGAAUCAUCCCCAGGACUUCGUUAAGGUGUCCGCAAAGAUCGCACUUAUCUGGUGCGUCACGAGGCGAGCUGGCUCCCCGAUUCCGCCUGUGAUAACAGCCGAUCGGCUAUCGUUUCUACGUACUCGGGUAGCUGUGUGACCGAUACAGGAUCUACAUGCGCAUCGUGAAAUGAGAAAAGUUGUAUUCAGUCAACCCUGCCAGGUGUAAGAGAAAUUAUUUAGCGAAACGCGCCAAGCAACCAUCUCGACCAGCCGAGAUUCGCGGACUCGAACAUUUUAGGAGUAUCUCGAAUCAGUGAUAGAUACUCGCAACGAAUGGCAGACUACUUCUCUCUUUAAAUCUCCAUUGAGACUCAUUUACUGAUAGAAAACAUUCAGAUGGCCCAUUUUGUGAAUAUUUCGCACUGGUUCGGGGGACUCCCAAAUGACACUGCUCGCCGCGUAGCCAGGCUUCGCCAGUUGCCAGUCCUAAUUGGUUGCGCGAGGACGACCACCGCGAGGUCAUUGUGCCGGGGAGGGUUGGGAGGUGGCUAGGGGGGAGUAAACCAAAGAUUCGCGCAGCGUCGACGAGAGAUCGAUCGCAGGCGUAGCCGAACACGGUUCACACGGUCGACGACACCCCGGCCUGUUCGCGAUGUCCGAGCGACGGCUUCCGGGAAUCUAAUAAUCGAAGGGCACGCGCCGUAGUGAAUAGAGUUGUCCCGAGUUUUCUGGGUCGGUGGAUUCCUCUGUGGCGCUGCCAGUGAGAAGAGAGCGUUGAUUUCAUUUGUACUCUCUCGUCGGAAGAGAGUUUUGUCGUCGAUCGAACGGACCGUUGGCUUCCUUCAGCCUAGCCCCGUCUUUUCUCGAGUGGACGAAGUUAGAGAUAUGUACCUCACGGAGAUGCGUGUCACGAGCCACCGCGAACAGCCUCGAACGAUCGACGGAUUCGUAUCGACUCGACGACGUUCCGAUUUUGCGACACCUGUCGCUUCCUUUUCUCUUUCUUUGUCCCAAGUUUCGUUUAUCGUUAAACGACGAUGAUAGUGGCGAUGAUAUUGUUAGCCCUGUUCUACGGAUCCUACAGGAAUUGUGAAUAGGCUCGCGAAUUGGGUCGCGACUCCGCCCACGAAUCGAUUGUACAGAAAUUAAAAAUGAAUCCCUUCUUUGUCUAGUUAAGUGGCGCGUAUGUCACGUGUUAUUUAGUAAUUUAUACGGAUAGAUCGUACUCGUUCGGUUCAUAGGAUCGACGAUGACACGCUCAGAUACUUAACCCCCUAAUGAACCUCUGUCCGCUACUGUUUCCGGAUAUAAUU